AUGUACGGCAAUCAUACUUCUCGUCACGUGAUCUUAGGGCUAUAACUUAUAUCAAUAAAAAGUAGUGUGCGAAAUAUGACAGUGUCAAUUGGUAGCACGCUAUUCUCGUCUUAACUACGGUACCAUAGUUAACGAUAUUUUGUGCGCAUUGCCAAAUUUGAUAGUACUGAAAAUUUUUUUAAUUUUAACUUGUUUAGAAGAAUUUUUCAUUUUCUUUAUAUCAAUAUAGACAAUUAAAGAGUAUGUUCAAUACUAUAUUUAUAUGACAAUGAUGUAUCAAUAACUCAAGCAAGUACAUAUAUGAAUAACAAAAGGAGAAACAAAAACCAUUAUUAAUGGAUUUGCACUGAAUCAUAACUAGUGAGUGGGCAUUGUGGGCAUAUAUAUUCAAAUUACGAGACAGGUCAUCUUCAAAUUUAUCAAGCAACAAGAGAUUCAAAUAAUUUUAUUGUCAUAUCAGUUUACAAAAUCAUUUAUACUAACAAAUUCUAGUGGCUAAUUCAGUUUCACACCCAAAAAUUGUUAAAAAAUAUACCAAAAGAUUUAAAAGACAUCAUUCAGAUAGAUACGACAGAGUAGCUGAAAACUGGAGAAAACAAAAAGGUAUUGAUUCAUGUGUUAGAAGAAGAUUCAGAGGUACCAUUCCACAACCAAACAUUGGUUAUGGUUCAAAUAAAAAAACCAAAUACAUGACUCCAUCAGGUCAUAAAGUUUUAUUAGUUAAAAACUUAAAAGAUUUAGAUGUUUUAUUAUUACAUACUAAAACUUUUGCUGCUGAAAUCUCAUCAGGUGUUUCAGCUAAAAACAGAAUAGAAAUUGUUCAAAAAGCUAAAAAAUAUGGUGUUAAAGUUACAAAUCCAAAAGCUAAAUUGUCAUUACAAGGUUAA
Insectozyma verbasci is the source of this 887-nucleotide messenger RNA. The record is from the annotation of a GenBank genome assembly. Lineage: Eukaryota; Fungi; Ascomycota; Pichiomycetes; Serinales; Debaryomycetaceae.